AUGCUAUAAACGCCUGCAAUUUAAGGAUAUAUUUAUAUUUAUGCAGAAUUUGAAUUUAAUGCGCCGGCAAUUUUCAAAUUAAACUCUAAGAUCACACUGCCGCAUGCCAGAGAGAGGAAACUGCCAACUUGUUGCUAAAAACUAAGAAAUGGAUACUUCUACAACAAUGCCGCACACAACGCCCAGUUUGGUGGCAGCAACAACAACAACUACAACCACUACUACUAUAACAACAGCAGCUAAAAUGGUCUCCCGCCAGUGCCUUUCCACCACAUGCUCUAAUACUACUACCACUACCCGCUUCUCCCGCUCUGCCUCCCACACUCCUCGACGUCAACCGAACAAUCAGCGUCGACGUUUAACCUGCCCCAGCAAUUCAAAGGCCCGGCACUACGGCCUUUCGGCAUUGCUUGUCGGCAUCGUUUGUCUAAUGCUGAAGACGCCAACAGUUGCGGCUUUCGAUAUUGCUACUUGCAAUGUGCCACUGGGCAUGGAAUCGGGCGCAAUAACAGAUGCUCAAAUAACCGCAAGCUCGGCGCAUGACACGGGCUUCGUUGGACCGCAACAUGCAAGACUGAAAACCGAUAAUAAUGGCGGCGCCUGGUGUCCCAAACACAUGGUCUCCAAUGCACUGAAGGAAUAUCUACAGGUUGAUUUGCAGCAGACACACGUGAUCACCGCUAUACGCACGCAGGGUCGCUUUGGCAAAGGUCAGGGUCAGGAGUACACCGAGGCCUAUGUGCUUGAAUAUUGGCGACCGGGCUUUGACAAAUGGCAGCGCUGGAAGAACACACAAGGCAAGGAGAUACUGUCGGGCAACAUAAACACAUACAGCGAAGUGGAGAAUGCAUUGCAACCGAUUAUUUUUGCAUCAAAAAUUCGCAUAUAUCCGUAUGGACAGUACGAUCGGACCGUCUGCCUGCGCGCCGAGAUCGUCGGCUGUCCCUGGGAAGAGGGCAUUGUUUCGUACAGCAUACCGAAGGGCGUACAACGCGGCAUGGAAGUGGACCUGUCGGACAAGACAUACGAUGGCAAUGAGCAGGGCGAUCGCUAUGUCGAUGGUCUGGGUCAAUUGGUGGAUGGCCAAAAGGGCAAAGAUAAUUUCCGCACGGACAUACACGGAUUUGGCAAAGGUUAUGAAUGGAUUGGUUGGCGCAACGACACGCCCGGCCUCCUAGGCAAACCCGUUGAAAUUGUGUUCGAAUUCGAUACGGUUCGCAAUUUCAGCGCCAUCGUUUUGCAUACAAACAAUAUGUAUACCAAGGAUGUGCAGGUCUUUGUGCACGCCAAGGUCUUCUUUAGCAUUGGCGGACGUUACUUCUCCGGGGAGCCUGUUCAAUUCUCCUACAUGCCCGAUACCAUAAUGGACCAUGCACGCGAUGUGACCAUCAAAUUGCAUCAUCGUGUGGGCAAAUAUUUGAAAAUCAAUUUGUAUUUUGCUGUCAAAUGGAUUAUGCUGUCGGAGAUCAGUUUUAUAUCCGUGCCCGCCAUGGGAAAUUUCACAGACGAACAGGAGCAGCAGCGCAAUAAUGCGGCCGCCAUUCCACAGGAUACGCGCGAAUAUCCGCUUCAGAGCAACGACUAUCAGCACAAUCAUAACAAAAAUAAAAUGAACGCGGCUGGUGGUGGUGGCGGCGGCGUUGGCGGGGCGGGUGUGUCGGCUGUUGGCGCCGCUGGUGGCGCCACCAGUGGUGGCCACAACUACAACAACGGACCGCAAUUAAUUGCACCACGGCCCAUUGAUCAGGAGCCGAACGAGGCGAAUUUCAUUGGCGUUGUUAUUGUUGUACUAACAACGAUAAUUAUCCUGCUGGUGGCCGUUAUUUUGUUCAUCGUGUCGCGCACGAAGCGAGCGCGUGGCAGUAACGUCCUCGAUGCAUUCCAAUAUAGCUUCAAUCCCAACACUCUGGGCGGCAAUGUCGACAAGCAUCGGCCCAAUGGCAAUAGCAUUAAGGCCAGCGUCGAUGACAACGACUCCAUUGGAAAGAACAGUCUCUACCACGAGCCCUUCAAUGUGAAUAUGUAUACCAGCGGUGUGAAUGGCUACGCAGCGGUUAAUGAUUUACAAUGUAAUAUGACGCCAGACUAUACAGAUGUGCCCGAAGGUGGCUAUGCGGUGCCCCACAUGCAGGACUACAUGCCAGCCUCGAAAAUGGCCAACGCCGGCGGUGGCUACGUGAAUGUGCGACGCACGCCACCGCCACCAUUGAGCAGCAUUUUCCCUCGGCCGCCGACUGUGCCGCCACCGCCCAUGGAGAAGUAUUAUGCGACCACGGCCAUUUUCAAGCCCAUCAAGGGCGCCGGCAGCGUCAGCAGCAACACCAACACCGUCAGCAGCGGAGGCGGUAAGAGCAACCACAGUCAACAGCCGCUGGAUCACAGCAACUACGACGAUGGCAUGGGCACCAUGAAUUCCCAAUCUACGGCGCCCAUGAUCAAUCCGUAUAGCAGCAGCGGAAGGGAGAACAGCAGCGCCGCCGCCGAAUUCCAGCGCGCCAGGACUUAUAAUUUCCGCAGCUAUCCCGAUAAUCUCUAGUUCGAAGCUUCACUCAAGUUGGCAGCGGGCCCAGCGCCAACAGCGACUGCAGUGCGAGGAGAGGGCAGCGAGGGCAAAACAAACGUGGGCAGCACGCCGCGUGCUCUUAGCGUGGUCAGCACGAUGCCCAAGAAGCAGCAUCUGAGUAUUGCCAACACAAAUAAUGCCGCAACGCUCUCCGUUAAGCCCAAAUACAGUCUAACGCUGCACAACAACAAAUAUGCCGGUAAUGGAAAGCCCUUCACUCCAAAUUCCACAACAAUGCGCGACAAUCAGCAACAACAACAACAGCAACAACAACAGCGACAACAUCUGAAGGCAUUGCGCCUGACACGCGAUGCAGUGACGGAUUCUCUUGUCUCCGAUUACAAACGACCGAGUGGACUGUCGCCGACAAUGGCGCUGGAGGACGAUAUAGUGGGCGUGCAUAUCAAUCGUAAUCCGCUGAAAAGUGCUGCCAAUGGUGAAGCUUCAACAAAUCUAACGAUAGCAACAACAACAACAAAUACGAACACGAAUACAAAAACGAAAGUAACUGCUAAUGCAAAUGCGAAUGCAAAUGGAAAUGGUAAUGGAAAUGGUGUUAUUAGAACACAAAACAACAGGCUGUGGUAUCAUUGAUGAAAACCAAAAAUUGAUUGGAUUUGAGCGCUGAACUCUACAAGGACAUGCCAGAAAGAAAAAUUACACGUUAGAGCUAAAUGUUAGUACGUUGACCGCCAGUGUGCCCUCACAGUGUUUGUUGGGAGGGCACACGGCGACAAACAAAUUAAACCCACUGAGCAAAAAUGUUGAAUUAGCAACAUCGCCUACAAACUUCAAGUAGCGCCGUACAUGAGCAGAAAAUUUGCCAACGAAUACACGUAAACAGCACCCUGUAAAUAGAUAUGUAUCAAUCGGUAGUUGAAAGCAUAUAUUAAACAUUAAAGCAAAACAAAAUGAAGAGCUGAAUUUUAAAAACAAAAA
Scaptodrosophila lebanonensis is the source of this 3502-nucleotide messenger RNA. RefSeq lists its product as uncharacterized. The record is from RefSeq and is a predicted model, not a curated record. Lineage: Eukaryota; Metazoa; Arthropoda; Insecta; Diptera; Drosophilidae. The transcript is spliced from 13 exons.